Molecule: messenger RNA, 591 nt
Organism: Symbiodinium pilosum
Lineage: Eukaryota; Dinophyceae; Suessiales; Symbiodiniaceae
Source: the annotation of a GenBank genome assembly
AUGCAAAGACUCUGGAAUCCAAGGCGUGCAGCUCGUCAGCCAGAGGUUGCCAGACGUGGUUUUGCGUGGCAUGCGCGCGACCCCAAAGGCGUGAAGCACAUUGAGACUCGCAACCAGGCGAGGGUGGCUUCCUACCUCAGGAGAACCAUGGAGGAAAUCUUCAACGCCUGCGAAAUAUCGUUGGAGAGAUUGGGCGAUGAGGAUAUGCAGUACCGGCUUUCAGUACAUGACGUGAUCAUGAGUCGUGGCUGCCGCGCUGCCUACAUCCACGUUGGUGCAUCCGGAGACAAACUUGAGCAGCGCCAAGCUUUCGUGUGGCUCUCUAGACACAAGGGCAAGCUCAAAACGGCACUUGCCAAGCGAUGGAAAAGGCGAAAGGCCAUUCCGCAAGUCUAUUUCCUGGAGUCGAAGUAUGAUGAGUGGGACGAGCAGUUUCGGCAAGCUCGGAAGUAUCCUGAGCUCAACGAACCAGAUCCAUACUCGUCCUUUCCCAGCUUCGUGCCCAAGUUCAUGGAGAAUGCGGCGGUGUUUCGAAAGCUCCGCAAGGAUGAUUCAUUGGUCAACUCCUCAGUGGGCGGAGUGUCUGCAUAG